AUGGCGGUGGCGGGGUGGUCCGCCGUUGCGGACAAGGCGUGCUCGCUCCGCGCGUCGAAAUCGUCUGGCCGCAACGUCCAGUGUCGUGCCAUCAAGUUCCGGCCGUGCAUCGACAUUCACGAGGGCAAGGUGAAGCAAAUCGUCGGGUCGUCCCUGAAGGACUUGGACAAGGACAAGAGCGGCGACCUCGUGACGAACUUCGAGUCCGAGAUCUCCGCGGGGGAGUAUGCGAACAUGUACAGAGAAGAUGACCUGAAAGGAGGCCACGUCAUUAUGUUGAACCCCGGGACAGACAGUCGUAGAGCCGCGUUCGAGGCGCUCGAGGCGUACCCCGGCGGGCUGCACGUCGGCGGCGGCGUGAACGCGGACAACGCUGCCGAGUACAUCCAGAAGGGAGCCUCACACGUCAUCGUGACAUCCUUUGUGUUCCGGGAGGGCAAGCUGGACGCCGCCAGGCUCGAGGCGCUCACCGAGGCCGUCGGGGGCCCCGACAAGGUGGUGCUGGACCUGUCGUGCCGGCGGCGUCCCGACGGGGGCGACGCGGGGGGGUAUUUCGUGGUGACGGACCGGUGGCAGCGGUUCAGCGACAUGGAGAUCUCCCCCGAGACGCUGGAGGCGCUGUCGACCAAGUGCGACGAGUUCCUCGUGCACGGCGUGGACGUCGAGGGCAAGAAGAUGGGCGUCGACGAGAAUCUGAUCGCGCUGCUGGGCAAGUGGAGCCCCAUCCCCGUGACGUACGCCGGCGGCGCGACGACCUUCGAGGACCUCGAGCGCGUGCGCGUCGCGGGGGACGACCGGGUCGACAUCACCGUCGGCUCGGCGCUGGACAUCUUCGGGGGCAGUCUGCCGUACCGCGCGGUCGUCGACUGGCACAAGGCGCAGCAGGCCGCGUGA
Pedinophyceae sp. YPF-701 is the source of this 894-nucleotide messenger RNA. Lineage: Eukaryota; Viridiplantae; Chlorophyta; Pedinophyceae. The record is from the annotation of a GenBank genome assembly.